GUUUUGGUCGUUCCCUCACCCAGGUCCGUCGUAAAUCUCGCACUCGCCCAUUUUUCACAAAACUUCUUUGCUCUCUAAAUCAAUUUUCGCGCGCGCGACCCACACGGACUGGGUGCAGCAGAUUUCUUCUCGCCGCGAUUGCAAUGGACAGUGAUUGUGAUGCCCUGAGAUUGGCCCUUGUGCACCACUUGGGUGCACUCCACACCGAUGACUACCCCUGGGCACUCGGUGUGUCCCCCUUGGGCGGUCGUGGCCUCUUUGCCGUGCGGGACAUCCGCACGGAUGAGGUCAUCUUUGAGGAUCACCCAAUCGUGGUGGGUCCGCGUGCUGGUCGCGACGAAGAUGCAACAUGUGUCGUGUGCCAUGCACACGUGUCACGGUGUGAGGUGUGCCCAAGGGGCUGUGGUCUACCCAUAUGCAACACAAAUUCCACAUGUGCAAGUAGCGAGAAUCACGUCGCUGAAUGCAAUCUCGUGGCAUCGUGGAAGCCCCUCAAGCCCGAAACUGUGUCCAACAGCAUCCUCAGGGCUCUUACCCCAAUAAGGAGUCUCCUGUUGCCUCCUGAAGCAUUGGCUCUUCUCAAUAUGCUCCAGGCCAACCAUUGCAAUCAAUCGGAAGUUGAUAUCAAUCGAGCUGUUGCAGAAUUCAGCAAUUUUCCCCACAACAAUCCAGAAAUUCUCAAGCAAUUGUACAAGACAUCAGCAGUGCUCAAUACCAAUGCCUUUGAGACGAAACUGGUGUCGGAAUAUGAGGAUCGGAAGAGCCUUCGAGGUUCGGGAAGAGGACUCUACCCCUUGGCCUGCAUGAUGAAUCAUCAAUGUGUGCCCAAUGUGAGGUACUGCUUCGAUGCAAAACACGUUAUGCGCGUCCAGGCCACCAAAGUCAUUCCACGUGGCGAAGAAAUCUUCACGUCCUACAUUCAAAUCUUCUGGGGCACCUACGCACGACGUGUCCAUUUGACGGCAACAAAGGACUUCAUGUGCAACUGUGCACGAUGCACAGAUCCCACAGAGUGUGGAACAUAUUUAUCAGCUCUCUGCUGCCCCAAGGAGUCAUGCAAGGGUCGUAUGUUGCCAGUGAAUCCCCUACAUUUGGGUUCUGCAUGGUCAUGCGAUAAGUGCAGUACUCAGCUGAAUAACAAGAAGAUAGCUCGUGUGCAGGAUGUUCUUUCAGCACAAAUUAUCACAAAACUCCGCAAGGGAGACCCAAAGCUUGUGUUUGACUUCCUCAAGACUUGCAUCAACAACAUCAUGCCAGGAUCGAAUCAAUUUAUUGUUGAAUUGAAGCUCUUUAUCAUCUGGAAUGUGGGGAAUAAUGAAAAAUAUGAUUACACGUUGGAGGAUUUGCAGGCUAAGGAGAAGUUUUGCCUGGAGCUGAUGGAAUUACUUGAGCAAAUGGGUGCUGGUGAAUGUACAAUAAAAGCUCUAAUCUACUUUGAGCUUUACAAGUGUCGGGAUCAAUUAGCAAAAUUGCAACCAAAGGAGGAUGAGGAACAGGAAGUAAGCAAUCGGAUUUUAAAUCGUAAACUCCUCGAUAGAAGUUGGUCAAUGCUCAAAUGGAGUGUUGGAGCACCACCGCAACUUCGGCAGCUCAUGCAGCAAAUAGAUGGAAUCCAAGAACUUGAGAAUCAUCAUUGAAAAUUCCUUAAGUCUCCCCAUACUCUUACCUGUACUACCUACGUAGACUUCCUCUUAUGUUGCACUUUGCAUCAUUCUUUACCUGCAAACCUUAAAUUCUUCUACUUUAGCCUGAAGAAUGCAUCCAAAGCGAUCCAAAGCACUGCGAAAAAGCUCUUGUAGAUUACUCCGUAAAUUUAUUAAGACAUUUUACAUUAUUAUCUAUUUAUAUAGUUCUUAUAUAUACAUUUUUCUUUACAUUCAAGUAGUAAAAUGUACAACAACAUGUCAAGUUUUUUGCGGCGGACGUGAAAUAGUACAAAACUUUCGAUAGAGUUGAUUGUUAAAAUGUAUAUAGUCUAUGGUAAUUUGCUAUAUAGUUUAUGCUAAGUUGUGGUUAAGAUUUUGUGAGAUAAAAUUUGCUAAUUUAUUAUACAAAAAGACUUCUCUCUAUUAUAAUGUAUUGUUUGAAGAGAUAUGUAUUUUCACACCUGGUCAUAUUUCUGCACAGAAAAAAAUUAUUAUCAAGAAUAAAUUGACUUGUGAUCAUU
Messenger RNA from Lutzomyia longipalpis, 2167 nucleotides. It is a transcript of the gene SmydA-8, whose product is annotated as SET domain-containing protein SmydA-8. The transcript is spliced from 6 exons. Bases 144 to 1637 code for a protein of 497 amino acids. The record is from RefSeq and is a predicted model, not a curated record. NCBI's taxonomy places the organism in Eukaryota, Metazoa, Arthropoda, Insecta, Diptera, Psychodidae. Gene Ontology annotation, molecular function: protein binding.